Messenger RNA from Prunus armeniaca (apricot), 387 nucleotides. The record is from the annotation of a GenBank genome assembly. NCBI's taxonomy places the organism in Eukaryota, Viridiplantae, Streptophyta, Magnoliopsida, Rosales, Rosaceae.
AUGGCAACAAGAGCCAAGACCCAGAUGAGCCAGAAGGAGUAUGUCAACAGGAAGAGUCUCUUUUAUUUCAACCACACUUCAACUAAGAGCGUUGCCCAAGACAGAAGGUAUACUGAAAAUUUUAGAUUUAGGUUUCCUACAUGGUCAGGAUUCUUACCAAUGAGAUUACUCAAAAAUCUUGCUGACAAGGUAGCAGGAACUCUAUGUAUGGGUAUGACCUCCAUGAGGACGAGACCUUCGCGAAAGGAUUCUUUAUCUAGAAGAUCAAUGCCAUUCGUGGCGCCUGUGGAUUCUCAUAGAGAACAAGCCAUAGAAGAUUGCAUUGAGUUCAUCAACUCUUCUUCUUCUCUUUCAAGAUCAACUUCUAUAGCCAGACAUUCUCCUUAG